Messenger RNA from Engraulis encrasicolus (European anchovy), 3359 nucleotides. RefSeq names its product epithelial splicing regulatory protein 2 (gene esrp2). Gene Ontology annotation, molecular function: mRNA binding. Lineage: Eukaryota; Metazoa; Chordata; Actinopteri; Clupeiformes; Engraulidae. Bases 341 to 2644 code for a protein of 767 amino acids. The record is from RefSeq and is a predicted model, not a curated record. The transcript has 15 exons.
CCUAGCGCAGGUAACUGAGAAAAAAUAGCGAGGAGGAGAAAAACCCUUAGGGCUUGUUAUGGGGUUAGAGUGAAAGAAACCAAGAUUUUUUUCCAACCUUCUUUACCAGUUAAACCAGUAUCUCUGGAUAGAGCACACACAAGUACCGGAUCAGGUAGAGUUGUGGUCGCAAACUCUCUCGUCCUCUCUUCGAAAAUUAUCUCCUUUCCUUCUUCGUUUACUGCAAUUGUAUUUCCAGCUCUUUUGUUUGCUUCUCUUAUCACUUGGAGAAAGGUGAACCCUCGUGUUAUUUUUAUUUGGUCUUUGCUUUUAAUUGUAGUUUUUACCCUUGUGGUCCCUGAUGGCUUCGCACAGUGAUACUCUGGUGGUGUUCUUUGGGGCAACAGCUGGUGCAAAUGGGGGUAAACUGGGUUCGGAUGAGAGGGAAUUAAUUCUCUUGGUGUGGCAAAUUGUGGAUCUACAUGAGAAAAAGGUGGGGAAACUUCAGAGGCGUCUAGUAAAGCCGGACUCAUUGGAUUUAACAGACCAAUGUAAAGAAGAUACUGGUUUGACAGUGGACGAACUGUUGAAGGCCGAACCACUCGACACUGUUCUUCAACAGUUCCAGCAGUCGGUGUCUGCAGAAGUGAAAGCCCUUGGCAGAAGUUCUUACACACUGUGCGUCGACAGCCCUUUGAUAAUACGACAGGUCCUCCAUCCAGAAGCCUCCAAAAAGAAUUUGGUUCUGCCAGAAUGUUUCUACUCCUUCGUCGACCUGAGGAAAGAGUUCCACAAAUGCUGCCCCAACUCGGGCCCAGUACGGGAGCUCACCGUAACCUCCAUGAUGGAAUAUGCCUGCAUACCUGCUGUUACCGAUCAGGAGUCUGGCAUGACAGAGGUGGAGAAUAUGAUGCUGAUCACACUACACAUGCUGGAUGAGCCCUACAGUCACAAGUUCACAGGCUACGAAGCUGUCAAGUACAAGUUUGAAUCUGGAGCAUGCAGCAAAACGGAGGCAGUGGACAGCGAGACUGUGAUCAGGGCCAGAGGGUUGCCAUGGCAGUCUUCUGAUCAGGACAUCGCACGCUUCUUCAAGGGCCUCAACAUUGCCAAGGGUGGAGUGGCUCUGUGUCUGAAUGCGCAGGGCCGGAGGAACGGUGAGGCUCUGGUGCGCUUCAUCAACGUGGAGCACAGAGACAUGGCACUGGAGAGACACAAACACCACAUGGGCAGCCGAUACAUCGAGGUGUACAAAGCGACUGGUGAGGAGUUUCUGAAGAUCGCCGGAGGCACGUCCAACGAGGUGGCCCAGUUCCUGUCUAAGGAGGGCCAGGUGAUCAUCCGCAUGCGGGGGCUGCCCUUCACCGCCACCCCCCAGGACGUGCUGGGCUUCCUGGGGCAAGAGAGCCCCGUAACGGAUGGCAGUGAGGGGCUCCUGUUCGUCAAGUACCCCGACGGCCGGCCCACUGGAGACGCCUUCGUGCUGUUCUCCUGCGAGGAGUACGCCCAGAACGCCCUGAAGAAGCACAAGCAGAUCCUGGGCAAGAGAUACAUCGAGCUGUUCCGAAGCACCGCCGCCGAGGUGCAACAGGUUUUGAACCGCUACAUGUCCACUCCUCUGAUCUCCACACUGCCGCCCACCCCCAUGGUGUCGGUCCCGGUGCCUGUGCUGGCCACGCCCCCCUUCCUGGCCACGGGCAGCACACGUGACUGCGUCCGGCUGCGGGGCCUGCCCUACACGGCGGCCAUCGAGGACAUCCUGGAGUUCAUGGGGGAGCACACGGUCGACAUCAAGCCCCACGGCGUCCACAUGGUGCUCAACCAGCAGGGUCGUCCCUCGGGUGAUGCCUUCAUCCAGAUGAAGUCUGCGGACAGGGCCUUCAUGGUGUCCCAGAAGUGCCACAAGAAGAUGAUGAAGGAUCGCUACGUGGAGGUCUUCCAGUGCUCCACAGAGGAGAUGAGCUACGUGCUGAUGGGGGGAACCCUCAACCGCAGCGGCCUGUCGCCCCCACCCUGCAAACUGCCCUGUCUGUCUCCCCCGACGUACGCCGCCUUCGCCACCCCUUCUGCCAUCCUGCCCUCUGAGGCGGCCCUGUACCAGCCCCCCCUACUGGCCACUCCCAGAACUCCUCAGCCAUCCCCCCACUCGGCCGCCGCUGCCCACUCGGCCGCCGCAGCCCACGCCGCUGCUGCCCACGCCGCUGCUGGCCACGUGCCCACCCUGGCAUACUACCCUCCCCAGCCCCACGCACAGCUCUACAUGAACAUGAACAUGAACUACACCGCAUACUACCCCAGUCCGCCCGUGUCCCCCUCCACAGUGGGCUACUUUGCGGCGGCGCACCCUAGCUCGGUGGCGGCGGCGGCGGUGGCGGCCCAGCCCUCCCCCGCGAUGCUGCAGCACGCCCACGCCGGCACUCAGCACGGGGCCCUGGUGCGCAUGCAGGGACUCCCCUACAACGCCGGAGUCAAGGACAUCCUCAGCUUCUUCCAGGGAUACCAGCUGAGUGCGGACGCCGUCCUGGUGCUUUACAACCUGGCGGGGCAGCGCAGUGGCGAGGCUCUGGUGACCUUCCCCAGCAAGGAGGCGGCCAGGCAGGCGGUGGCUGAGCGCUCCAACCACAACCUCUACGGCCACCCCGUACGCCUGCUCUGCUGCAAGUGACCAGCAGGGGGACACACUGAGGGACAGGGAGAGGGAGCGAGGGAGGGGGGUGAACCAGGAAAAACAAAAGUUGGAAAAAAAGUGAAAAAACAAAAAAAGAGGACUUUCAUCUCACCACUUCACUCCUCCUCACACUGACUGGUUUAUUAUUUAGAUUUUUAUUUUUGUUUGGAUCAGCGAUAACCAGCGCCUCCCUUUUUUCUUUUCCUCCUCGACCCCCUCCUCUUUCUCCUCCUUUCUCUCUUCUGUUGUUUUUGUCCUGGAGGGCAGCCAAUGUGCUACAUGUAUAAACUCUUGUGUACAUAUUGUAUUUAUAUAAUACAGAUUAAAAAAACGUGUCUUUAGAAGUUUUGCUCUAAGUGCCUGGAACAUGCGUGCAUGUGUAAUGUGUGUGUGACAAGAGAGUAAGGGUGAACAUGCAGGUGCGUGUGUGAACUUGUGAGCAUGGUUUUCACUGUAACAGUCAAGGAAAAAAAAAACACCAAGUGUGCAUGGAGACUUGGAAGCCCCUCCAUGUGAUGGGGAUUUUGAUUUAGUUUUUUUUUUGUUCGUUUUUUUUUCCGGCUGAACAAAGUGCUGCAUUUACAACAAGGAAAGCUCUUCCUAUUGAAGACCUCAUGUCUCUGCAUGUCCCUGUGUAUGAUGAUGAUGAUUGAUUUUUGUUUGUGUUUCCCCUUACUUUAUAAAGCUGGCAUGCCAAGGCUGUUGCAAUAUU